Messenger RNA from Lytechinus pictus (painted urchin), 2090 nucleotides. RefSeq names its product probable acyl-CoA dehydrogenase 6. NCBI's taxonomy places the organism in Eukaryota, Metazoa, Echinodermata, Echinoidea, Temnopleuroida, Toxopneustidae. Gene Ontology annotation, molecular function: acyl-CoA dehydrogenase activity; flavin adenine dinucleotide binding. The coding region runs from base 184 to 660 and encodes 158 amino acids. The transcript has 3 exons. The record is from RefSeq and is a predicted model, not a curated record.
AAUCACUCUUCACGAUUUUGAUCGGCUGCUGCUGCCUGAAAUUGUUUUGGACAUUCUUCUUCUGUCAAGUUUCUUCUUUCACCAAGGAUUAAAUUAAACCCAAAUCGCCUUGUGAACCUUGAUACCGUUGCGUUACAAGUCUAUCGCUUUUUCACCGACCCUAGUCACUCUAAUUUCAAGAAAAUGUUUCGAUCAAUUUCGCGAAUACCUGCAGCUGCGUUGUCAGCGAGGGUCGGAAGAAGAUCAGACGGGGGAGUUCCCCCGGCGGCCCCGAGGCUCUGGCCCAGUCGACGCGGUUUGGGUUCUGAACCAACUCCUUCUGAAUCGUCUGCGGCGGGUGCGAUCGGAAGUGUGGAUAUAAUUUAUACAGAAGAACAUAUGGAAAUGAGGAGAGCCCUUAAAAAGCUGAUUGACAAGGAGAUCAACCCAUAUGUUGACCAAUGGGAGGCAGAGAAAAUAUUUCCUGCUCAUGAGGUAAUGAAGAAACUUGGAGAAGCCGGUUUCUUGGGCAUUAGCAGACCAACAGAGUAUGGUGGCCUUGGUUUGGAUUAUACGUACUGUGUAGCGUUUGGUGAGGAGCUUGGUGGUAUAACCUGCGGAGGCGUCCCUGGCGCUAUCGGGAUUCAAACUGAUAUGGCUACUCCAGCUCUUGCCAGGUGAAAUGCUAUUACCCAAUACCGUGUGAGGGGAAAAAAAACUUCACACUUUUAAGUUCAAAACCACUAAUUUGAUGAAUGUUCUUGUCAUGAACAUGGACCUAUCAUAAGUGUCCCGCAAUAAUUUUUUUUUGAAAAGCAGUUGAUACCCUUUUUUUUAUAGGUAUAUUGAAUAAUCAGGAGGUAUUUUUUUGCUCUGAUGUAAGGUAUGAUUGUAAUUAACUCAUCCAGUGUCCAUGAAACCAUUAUCUACAGGAAAUUUGUUUCAAAUUACCCUUUCACUUUAACUCAGUAUGAAGAUUCGUACUAAAAAAGUGAUGAAUUUGGAAACAAUUCUUCAUUUGAUAAGAAUCCUAAUAAGAGUGACAAUACAGUGUCUUGCCAAAUAUUACAAGUUCUGGAGCUAUUGAUUGGAGAUGAAUUUCAAGAAUUUUUAAACAAUUAACUGUAAUUUGUUGAUUAAGUCGUUUGUGAUGUAAAUGUGUCAGUCUAUGAAUGUAUAGGUAAAAGGAAGCAGCAUUGUAUGCAGACAAAAAUAUAAGCCUGAAUUAAUUUUUGCAGUGGCUAUUUUUCCAAACCCACUGGCCGAAUCUACAUUAUUGGAGAAGCUUUAACAUAUCCGUGAAUGGGAAUUUUUCAGGGCUCUUUUUUUUUAUUUUGAAGGUCUCUUUGUGCAUUUCGGGGCAAGAUCGAGCCACUGUGUGAUAUUUUUCCUGAUUGUUUGACAGUAGAAAUAUUGAUGAGUACAAUAACAGAGGUGAAGCUUUUGAAGAAAAAGUUGGUCUGGGGUGUAUGUUUAGGUGUGGUCUAUAUACCAGCAAUUUCAGAUAUCCCAUGAGUUUAUCAUUAUACCAGCCUUUACAACAUAACUAGAGUUGUUUAUUCCAAGCUAAAUGACAAUGUAUGUGUACAUGAAUCAAAGGUUAUGUUACUUAUCUUUCAUUAUCAUAAUUAUUACUAAGCAUGGCCAGAGACACUGCAAAAUUUGGUGAAAGUGUACCUAAUCUAUUAUCUAUUACAGUAUUAAACAUAAAUUAAAAAAGAGAGGUUCAUAUCUGCUGCAGCUUAAAAUAAACAAAUCACUUGGGACUGUGUAUGUGACACUGCAAUUUCUUUUGAUAAACUCUUAAAAUGCUGUUGAUGCCAAAAUUUUGCUGGGGAGUUACAUAUGUCUGAACCAUGUGAAAGAGGAAAAGAGCUACUUAAGGUAGACUUAAAGUCCCAGUUGAAAACUUAUUUAAUCUCCCAUUAGCAGUUUAAUAUUGUGUUUAUUCAGGAGAAUUCAAAUUCUCAGUAUUCUUUUUUGUUUUCUAUUGUUGUUGUGUUUUGUGUUUAUUUUCCUUGAAGCGCCAUGAGCACCGAAAGGUGGACCUGUGCGCUAUAUAAGUAGCCACCAUUAUUAUUAUUAUUAAAAACACAAAAGUUUGUUUACCU